Molecule: messenger RNA, 252 nt
Organism: Truncatella angustata
Lineage: Eukaryota; Fungi; Ascomycota; Sordariomycetes; Amphisphaeriales; Sporocadaceae
Product: high mobility group box domain-containing protein
Exons: 2
Biological process (GO): anatomical structure morphogenesis; regulation of transcription by RNA polymerase II; cell differentiation
Molecular function (GO): DNA-binding transcription factor activity, RNA polymerase II-specific; RNA polymerase II cis-regulatory region sequence-specific DNA binding
Source: RefSeq, a predicted model, not a curated record
CGAUCUGGUGCCCCGCGCCCACAGAAUGCCUUUAUCCUCUACCGCUCGGCCAUGUGCAAGGAGGUCAAGGCCAAGAAUCCCGGGGUCGAGAACAAGGAGCUCUCCAAGCUACUAGGCACCAUGUGGCGCGAGCUGCCCGCGCCGGAGAAGCUGGUCUGGAAGCGCCGGCAGGAGCAAGCCCGCAAGGAGCACGAGACGUUGUACCCGGGCUACAAGUACGAGCCCAAACCGGCCUCGGAGAAGAAGAAGAAU